AUGUCCGUAGGGAGACAGAAGGUCCGUGGGGAGACAGAAAGUCCGUGGGGAGACAGAAUGUCCGUGGGGAGACAAAAUGUCCGUGGGGAGACAAUAGCUCCGUGGGGAGACAGAAGGUCCGUGGUGAGACGGAAGGUCCGUGGGAAGACAGAAGUUCCAUGGGGAGACAGAAGUUCCGUGGUGAGACAAAAUGUCCGUAGGGAGACAGAAGGUCCGUGGGGAGACAGAAAGUCCGUGGGGAGACAGAAUGUCCGUGGGGAGACAAAAUGUCCGUGGGGAGACAAUAGCUCCGUGGGGAGACAGAAGGUCCGUGGGGAGACAGAAGGUCCGUGGGAAGACAAUAGCUCCGUGGGGAGACAGAAGUUCCGUGGGGAGACAGAAGGUCCGUGGGGAGACAGAAGGUCCGUUGUGAGACAGAAGGUCCGUGGGGAGACAGAAGUUCCGUGGGGAGACAGAAGGUCCGUGGGGAGACAGAAGGUCCGUGGGGAGACAGAAGGUCCGUGGGGAGACAAUAGCUCCGUGGGGAGACAGAAGUUCCGUGGGGAGACAGAAUGUCCGUGGGGAGACAGAAGGUCCGUGGGGAGACAGAAGGUCCGUGGGGAGACAAUAGCUCCGUGGGGAGACAGAAGUUCCGUGGGGAGACAGAAGGUCCGUGGGUAG
Molecule: messenger RNA, 660 nt
Organism: Pecten maximus
Lineage: Eukaryota; Metazoa; Mollusca; Bivalvia; Pectinida; Pectinidae
Exons: 1
Coding region: 1-660 (219 amino acids)
Source: RefSeq, a predicted model, not a curated record